AAAGGAAUUGCAAUCGCAGAUUUUGUACUUCGACUGGGUGUCAUCGGGGCAGCUAUGGGUAGCGCCGUUACCAUGGGAACCAACGAAGAACAGCUUCCAUUUUUCACGCAGUUCCUCCAGUUUCAUGCUCAGUGGAGUCAAUUUCCCAUGUUUGGGUUUUUCGUGAUCGCAAAUGGAGUAAUAAGCGGAUAUGCUGUCCUUUCCCUUCCCUUCUCGUAUGUGUGCAUUGUUAGGCCUCACGCAGUAGGGCCAAGGCUUCUACUUGUGAGCUUUGACACAGUGAUGAUGGGGCUAAUAACAGGAGCAGCUUCAUCUGCUGCUGCGAUCGUGUAUUUGGGUCAUAAUGGGAGUGCAGAAGCGAAUUGGAUGGCGUUUUGUCAGGGAUUCACCAACUUCUGUCAAGCAGCAAGUGAGGCUGUGGUCACUUCAUUUGUUGCAGCACUCUUCUUCAUGUGUUUGCUCUCACUCUCUGCUCUCGCUCUAAGAAGAAAUUCACUUACUUAG
This is a messenger RNA of Abrus precatorius (Indian licorice), 504 nucleotides long. RefSeq names its product casparian strip membrane protein 4-like. The record is from RefSeq and is a predicted model, not a curated record. Lineage: Eukaryota; Viridiplantae; Streptophyta; Magnoliopsida; Fabales; Fabaceae. Bases 55 to 504 code for a protein of 149 amino acids. The transcript is spliced from 3 exons.